GGACGAGGGUGGAGAAUGUAUAUCACCUAUGCCUCGACAUUUUAAAAAAAUGGCGACUGGAGCUGCGUCAAAUAAAAAAGAUAUGUAGCUGAUAACAAGUAACAUUACAUGUUAAAUCUGAAAGACAGCUAGGUUAAAUACAUGUAAACAAAAUGAGUGGUGGGCUUGUACCAAGCAAAAGUACUGUGUAUGUGGGGAAUUUACAAUUUUCAUUGACCAACAGUGAUGUACACAAAGUCUUCUCAAAGUUUGGUCAAAUUGUUAAAGUGACUAUACUUAGAGACAAAGUGACAAGAGAAAGUAAGGGUGUGGCAUUUAUUCAAUUUAUUGAUCGAGAUUCUGCAAUAAAAGCAUGUAAAGGAAUUAACGAGAAAGAGUUAUUUGGACGCAAGAUAAAAUGUGUUAUAGCAAAAGAUAAUGGCAGGGCUGCUGAAUUUAUUAAAAAGAAGGAGUACCCAGACAAGAGUUCGUGCUAUGAGUGUGGAGAAGAAGGACAUUUAAGUUAUGAUUGCCCAAAAAAUCUAUUAGGUAACAGGGAACCUCCACCGAAAAAGGAAAAAAAGAGUAAAAAGAAAAGGGAAGAAGAAAAAGACAGAAGCAAAAAAUUAAUACAAGACUAUUAUAAUGAUGAUGCGGAGGAAGAUACUGGAGAAGAUUUAUUUGAAUCAAGUUUGAGUUAUGUUAUUGAACAAGAAGCCAAACUUAACCAAGAAGGAUGGAGUCGAAAGAGAGAAAAUACUUUUGAUUAUACCGAAAAUGAAAAUACUCAUGAAAGUGAACCAGUUAUUAAAAAGAAAUUAAUAAAACCUUCAUCUUAUUUUAGUGAUGAGGAGGAAGAAGAUGAUGAGUAAAUGUUCAUGCAUUUAUUUUUGUAUAUUCUGGUUGCUCAAUAUAUGUGUUUCAUAAUCAUAA
Messenger RNA from Hydractinia symbiolongicarpus, 912 nucleotides. RefSeq names its product zinc finger CCHC-type and RNA-binding motif-containing protein 1-like. NCBI's taxonomy places the organism in Eukaryota, Metazoa, Cnidaria, Hydrozoa, Anthoathecata, Hydractiniidae. The record is from RefSeq and is a predicted model, not a curated record. The transcript is spliced from 2 exons. Bases 153 to 851 code for a protein of 232 amino acids. Gene Ontology annotation, cellular component: U12-type spliceosomal complex. Gene Ontology annotation, biological process: mRNA splicing, via spliceosome. Gene Ontology annotation, molecular function: RNA binding; zinc ion binding.